Molecule: messenger RNA, 984 nt
Organism: Bufo gargarizans (Asiatic toad)
Lineage: Eukaryota; Metazoa; Chordata; Amphibia; Anura; Bufonidae
Gene: C7H1orf210
Product: chromosome 7 C1orf210 homolog
Exons: 3
Coding region: 211-579 (122 amino acids)
Source: RefSeq, a predicted model, not a curated record
CUUUAACCAGCGCAGCCACCUUUGGACCUCUCCCUGCUGCCAGUCCCCACCCCUCACCUUCAGGAAGAGGACAGGUAGGAGACGCUGCGGGGACAUGCUGCACACCUGAGAGCUGUACAUAGAGUGCCAGGCGACCUCUGCUCCUGUGCCACCCUGGCAGAAAAGAGGGAUCCGGAUGUGCAAAUUGCGGGCAAGGUCGACAGCGAGGCCAUGAAGCUCUACAUCCGUGACGUCAGCUCCAACGACAGCCUGCUCCUCACUACUCUCUCACCAACCACACCAGUCUCUGAGGGUAGAAGUUGGCCGUACUUGGUGGGAUUCGUGCUGGUAGCCAUCACCAUCUCCCUUCUCAUCGCUGUUGUGGCCAAGUGCAACCUCUUCCGCCGCUAUUUACGCAGUUAUCGACAUCACCCACUGCCCGAGAACGAAUGGAUCACGGAGUCUCAAAAUGAGCUGCCAGGCGUCCCUCACACACAGGAUGAUGAGGACGGGUAUAUAGAGGACAAUUAUAUCCAACCUGAGGACCAUCAAGAAGAGUUGGACGAGGAGGAUGAUCACAUCCCACCCGAGGAACUUUAAGAUAUGGACCUUCAAGCUUCUUGCACUUUCUUAUUUGGGUUCUGUACAUGACUUUGAAGGAGACCAUGGUCUACAAAUCUAAUAACCUGACCUACUUGGUGGUCUGGCCAUCUCCUGGUGGUCUGGUAGGCCCACGAGGAGCAAGUGCCACCAGUCCCAGGAUGGCUGCAGCAGGAUUUUUUUACUGUUGUACCCCAUGGUUGUUGGACAUAUAGACAGAAUCCAGAUGAUGUAUCUGAAGAUUAUGUCACUUAUGAAGCAUUGAGAUGAUUGCUUGGCUUCUUAUCAUCAUCAAUGGUCAACACUCCAAAUACUCCAAUCACACCGACACUCCAUUCACAACCAAAUCUCUGGUUUUCUCAGGGUCUUUUCAGCUCAGGGGUUAAUAAAAAAUAAAUAAAUGUC